Molecule: messenger RNA, 513 nt
Organism: Fusarium subglutinans
Lineage: Eukaryota; Fungi; Ascomycota; Sordariomycetes; Hypocreales; Nectriaceae
Product: alpha beta-hydrolase
Exons: 5
Coding region: 1-513 (170 amino acids)
Source: RefSeq, a predicted model, not a curated record
AUGUAUUGGGUCAUUUUCGUCCACGGUGGCCCUGACACUACGGCGACCAACUUUGCUGCCAAGACAGUCGUGGAUCUAUUCAAAUCUGGAGUUGCCGAGGUUAUCGAAGAGGCCCUCUUGGUGAUAAACAACAGGCUAUGCAUCCAGACCACUCACGAUGUUAUCUCGGGUAUACAUCUUGCGGCGCGACUCUUCCGUUACCAAACGUUAAUCCAGCAGUCCAUGGAUAAGCCCGAGACCCCUGUUGCCCCUCAAGCUAUCAUCGGUGUGGUGGGUCCGUACAAUCUUCCAUUGCUAAGAGAUAUAGACCCUAUGCCACCGAUAUGCCAACAGUUUUUACUUGCCACAUUCGGCACGAAUAAGACGCUAUGGCGGGAUGUAAGUCCUGCUAGAUACAGCGAUUUCAAGACACUUUGGCCGGCAGGGAAGCUCGCUGUCAUGGCCUACUACGAAGACAAGAGGAGAGAAGAAAGAAAGAUUGGUCGAGACACUAAACCUGAAGAGUGGGCAUGA